AUGUCAUCUCCAUUAAAUUCACCGUAUAGUAGAUUCAACCAAGGCUUAAUCAACAAUUCUAAACUGUCAAAUCAAUUAGUGUAUGGUGACUCUUCUUCUCGCAAUGUGUCAGUUGAUUCGAAUAUACUACGGGCAAAUAUGGGGAGUUAUUCCAAUCCCAACGAUUUUAUUACAUACAUAAUACCCGAUUUUGAUGCCGUAAGGUAUUUUCAAAAAGAUUUCCAAUCAUUAAAUGAAUUUCAUAUAUGUGAAGAAUCAGAAGCAUCUGGGUUUGAAAUAUAUCUCGUGGAGCAGUGGAUGAAUGAUCGUAAUAUCAGUUCAGUGGUAACCACUUUCACGGGUAAUGAAUCGUCAAAAAUAUCAGUAAUCAGGUUUACGAUUCUAAAAAAGCCAGCAAAAUAUUACCCUUUGAGAUUUCAAGAGUAUUUAAAUGAAUUGAUACAGAAUCACUCAAGAAUGAAAAGAAUAGAGAAAGAAAAAGCCACUUAUCAACACAGCCGAACCAACAGCAACAGUGAAAUGUUGACUCUAUCAAAGCUAUCGAGUACACUGAUCCCAAAGAGAGAAAAUGCAAAUGAUUACACUAGCGAAGUAUGUUUUGUUGCAAAUUUAACUUCGUUGCCAUCAAAUUUGAACCUUAUUCCUGUACCAGGGGGAGACUCGCGUAGAGUGAGUACAGCAUUUAUGAUUAAUUCUAACUUGAAAAAAUUGCAAUGUACCGGUAGAUCGGUUUCGAUGAUUACCAGCAAAAUAUCAGAUGCAUCCGAUGAUAAAUUUCGACAAAUGUACAAAAUACAAAGUACAAAAGUCCCAAUAGUAUUUGCGGUGAAAGAGUUGGUAAAUAUUGUUCAGACUUGCUUAUUUUAUUUUGAUUUAUUAGAUGCAAAGUAUUGUGACGGGUUGCUUUGUACAAAGACUGAAGAAGCGAUCUCAAAUUGGUGGAACUUGAUUGGGCUACCACAUUUCAGUGUCAAACCAAACCCUGCAAAUGGAAUUUUACCGUCAAGAACAGUAGCUGCCAUAAUUAGUUUGAUACUCAGUGUUAGAAUGAGAAUACAAUUAGUUGGUAGUUCUGAUGUUCCAAAAGACCCAUUUGACUUUGAAAACUUUAUGAUUGCCAUUGGACAGUUUCAAAGACAAUAUAAGUUAGAUAAAACUAGAAAGCUAGAUAUGGAAACAUUGAACAAGUUGUUUACUGUGACAAAUGCCAGAUUAUUGCCACAAAAAAACACUAAUUAUUUUUAUUCUCAAGUAUCUGCUGCGUCUGAUCUUGAUCCCCGGAAUUUUGAUAUCAUAUCGCAAUCGGGUAACCCAAAGGGGCUAAAUUCCACUCCGCAAAAGAGGAGGUAUGGAAAAGAGCUCAAAAAGUUAACUAAUGUCAUGAAAUCAUCAGUUCUGGAUCGUAUUAAUGCUGCUAGUGUUAGAGACAUAGAUGAUAUGCUGAACCCAUCAAAGGCGUCAUCCGGAAGAAUAAGGAACAAAAUUGCCAAGUUGGCAGAUACUGUUAGCCCAUUAGACGUGGAAACAUUAGAUUUGGAACUCUUGGUGAAAAAGCAUUUGCAUGGAAAAACGUUGAUUCGAUUGUUUUAUGGAACUCAAAACAGUCACACGUUUUUGUCAGUGGAAAAAUCCACUGAUAUGCCAAAUAAGGGACAUCGCCACAACUUGGCAAAUACUCAUAAUUCUCAUCUCGCAUUUCCAAAACGACGUGGGAGAACAAUGGUUGAAGGUGGGAGUACCCUGCAGUAUGAAUUUGAAAGUUUGAGAGACAGAAUAGCGCAAACUCAAGAGCUAUUAAUGGUCAAUGAUCCUUCAAGAUACUCUCGUGGGUUGAGCAGAAUGAAACUUGGGUUACAGAGCAAGAAGAACUUGUUGGCUAAUGGAGAUAAGAAUAGUAUGUUGUUAGCACCUGGUAACAAUUAUUACAAUUCGCCUAUACAAACAGCUUCUUUAGUGGAUUCGUUUUUGCAGAUUAGUAAUGACGAUGCCUCGGGUGUUGAAAGUGUAUGCUCAAACCCCAAUUCAAUUAACAGGAAGCGUAUAAACAGUAUAUCUGAUUUCAAGCAUCCUAUUGCGAGCUUUAAACAUACUUUGAAUAGACGGAACUCGUUUCCAUAUUUGGAAAACCAGCAUGAACAAAACUUGAACACUUUAGUGAUUGCAAAAAAUCAAUCAAGUAUCGACUGUGAAGAAAUUGAUUUUUUGAAACGGAAAAGAAGUGUCAGCUUUUCUUGUGUUGAGGAUGCUGUGUUGUUAGGAAAAGUGCAAAAUAUUAGUUCCAUGGCGAAGUUUUCUGAAUCAUUUCUUGAUAGUAUCAGGGUAUUAAUGAAAUAUGAAAACUUGAAGUCUUAUUACCUUGAAGGUGAGAAGAAGCAAAACCAUGUUACAAAUCUGCAAUUAAAUAAGCUGUAUCAGCUAAUGAAUUUGGAAUUAAUAAAGAUGAAGAACUUACGAAACCAAAUGGAUGCACACCAAAGCAGAAUUAUGGAAGGAGGCCUCGAAGAAGAGCUCAACUACAGUGUGAAAACAUUAAAUACCACAAUUGACCGAUUGGUUUAUGAAACAAGAAUUGUCGCCAAAAGAAUAGAUGAAUUGGAACAGGAUUUUAAACUAUACGAAAUGAAAUUGAACGAUGAAUGUAAAUCUAAACUAACAGAAAUCAUAGAUAAAGUACUUCAUCUGAAAAAAUUCAAGGAAGUGUUCACUAGCCCUGAAGAGCGAAAGCAAAUUGCCUACAAAUUGACUGGAGACGAGAAUUAUAUUGAAUUGGACGACGAAAAAGAAUCUACUAUUGGGUUUUUAAGAAUGAUAGUCAUGUUCUUUUAUGGGAUUAUUCUGUCCAUUUUCCGCUUUUUCCACUUCAAUCGAGAUAACAUGAACCUAGAGAGAAUAAGACAGGCAUGGGUUAUAUUGGAUCCCAACAGAUCAAUCAUUAAACAUGCUUAUUCGUAUAUUGGAAGAGAGCCUUCCAAAGAUAGUAUUGCUUCAGCCGAGUCUAAGUAG
Messenger RNA from Candida dubliniensis CD36, 3003 nucleotides. RefSeq lists its product as uncharacterized. Lineage: Eukaryota; Fungi; Ascomycota; Pichiomycetes; Serinales; Debaryomycetaceae. The transcript has a single exon. Bases 1 to 3003 code for a protein of 1000 amino acids. The record is from RefSeq and is a predicted model, not a curated record. Gene Ontology annotation, cellular component: Sin3-type complex.